AUGUCGUUCCAGGUCGACAAUGUGACCUUGUCUCGCCGCGGUGAGCAGGUUGAUGGUACACUCCAUCUCACCCCUCACCACCUCAUCUUUUCGCACACGCCCCCAGUCUCCCCCGAAGACCAGAUCAAGGGCGUAACAACAAGGCCCAGAGAGCUCUGGAUUACAUACCCCAUUAUCGCAUUCUGUACGCUGCGACCGGCUCCCGCGGUCUCCCGCCAACUCUCCUCUAUCCGCCUCCGAUGCCGCGACUUCACAUUUGUCUGUUUCUACUUUGUAAAUGAGCACAAAGCACGUGAGGUAUUUGAAAGCAUCAAACAGUGGACAUGCAAGUCAAGCCGCAUCGACAAACUUUACGCUUUCAGCUACCAACCUCCUCCGCCGGAGAAGGAGUUUAACGGGUGGGAUCUGUAUGAUGCGCGCAAGGAAUGGGCGCGCCAAGGUGCUGUUAAUGACGGACAGUGGCGUCUGUCAGAGAUAAAUGCGAACUACGAGUUUUCCCCCACCUAUCCCGCUAUUAUUCCCGUGCCUUCUUCCAUCUCCGACAAUACACUUAAUUACGCAGGGCGCUAUCGAUCUCGAGCAAGAGUCCCUGCUCUGACGUACUUUCACCCUGUCAAUAACUGUACCAUCACCAGGAGUUCGCAGCCGCUGGUCGGUGUUCGCCAGAAUCGGAGCAUUCAAGAUGAAAAGCUUCUGUCUGCCAUUUUCUUGACAUCCCGGUCUGAACGGCCGUUGGCAAGUUUCUCACAGACUCCGGAGAAAGACACGAACUCAAACGAUGAAAGCCCAGAUACAAGCCAAGUGAUGGUUCCAGAGUUGAACGCCGAGGAAUUAGAAGAUGACUUGGUGGCCGCUGCCAGUGGUGAAUCUGAAGAGCCUCGCUCGAUAUAUGGCGCCCAACAAUCAAACAUGAUCGUGGAUGCGCGGCCUACGGUCAAUGCACUUGCCAUGCAGGCAGUUGGACUUGGAUCUGAGAACAUGGACAACUACAAAUUUGCUACCAAGGAGUAUCUUGGUAUUGACAAUAUUCACGUCAUGCGAGACUCAUUAAACAAAGUCAUCGAUGCUCUCAAGGAGUCGGAUGUGACGCCACUUGGGCCAAAUCGUGACCAGCUCGCGCGUAGUGGUUGGUUAAAGCACAUUGGCGGGAUCUUGAAUGGAGCCAAAAUAAUCGCCCGUCAAGUCGGCCUCACUCAUUCCCACGUCCUGAUCCACUGUUCUGAUGGAUGGGACCGCACAAGUCAGCUCAGCGCAUUGAGCCAGAUAUGCCUGGAUCCAUACUUCCGGACGCUGGAAGGCUUCAUGGUUCUUGUGGAAAAAGACUGGCUCUCGUUUGGACACAUGUUCCGCCAUCGAUCUGGUCAUUUGAACAGCGAGAAAUGGUUCCAGAUCGAGAAUGAACGUAUUGGCGGAGACCCCAACCGCAGUUUUGGUGACGGUGGGGGUGCUGGGAAAGCUCUUGAAAAUGCAUUCCUCAGUGCCAAGGGCUUUUUCAACCGGGAUAACAACAGCAAGGAUUCGUUGCCUGACUCCGAGGGAGAGAUGCAAAACUAUGACUCUGACACGCCGGUUAAAAAGCCCACUGUGCCGCGCUCCGGUCCUGAAAAAGAAACCACCAAACCAAAGGAGACGAGCCCUGUAUUCCACCAGUUCUUGGACGCAACGUACCAAUUGCUUCAUCAAUACCCGACUAGAUUUGAGUUUAAUGAGCGAUUCCUGCGACGACUUCUAUACCAUCUUUACUCAUGCCAAUUUGGCACGUUCUUGUUCAAUAAUGAAAAAGAGCGCGUUGAUUGCAAGGCUCGGGAACGAACCCGCAGCGUUUGGGACUAUUUUCUUGCUCGCCGGGAACAGUUUACCAACCCUCAGUAUGAACCGGUCAUCGAUGACCAUCAGCGGGGGAAGGAGCGACUGAUCUUCCCUCGAGUCAAUGAGACCCGAUGGUGGAAUGAAGCUUUUGGUCGAACAGAUGCAGAGAUGAACGGACCCCGUUCUUCUCCAACGCCUCCAGCUCCAAAUGAUAGUCUCGCGGAAAGGACUGCGGUGUCCAAUGGAAUUGAGACUGCAGCGCAGUCGACCAACGAAGUUAGUCAACUGGUACCCGAUGUCGCAUCCGCGGGUAUGACAGCUGUGACAUCGGGGAUCUCAAAAUUUGCAUUCCCAUCAGAACGUGAUGCAGGCAAAUCGAAAGAAGGUGCUAUCUCCAAGCGCAGAAAGUUCGUCGCCGACGGUGUCUUCUAUGCCGAGCUGAACGAGUUCUUCCAGCGCGAGCUGGCCGAGGAGGGCUACUCCGGUGUUGAGGUCCGCGUGACUCCUACCGUCACCGACAUCAUUGUCCGUGCCACCCACACCCAGGAGGUUCUCGGUGAGCAGGGUCGCCGCAUUCGCGAGCUCACUUCCCUCAUCCAGAAGCGCUUCAAGUUCCCCGAGAACUCCGUUUCUCUGUACGCCGCUAAGGUCCAGAACCGCGGUCUCUCCGCUGUCGCUCAGUGCGAGUCCCUCCGUUACAAGCUCCUGAACGGUCUUGCCGUCCGCCGUGCUUGCUACGGUGUCCUCCGUUUCAUUAUGGAGUCCGGUGCCAAGGGUUGCGAGGUUGUCGUUUCCGGAAAGCUGCGUGCCGCCCGUGCCAAGUCCAUGAAGUUCACUGACGGUUUCAUGAUCCACUCCGGUCAGCCCGCCAAGGAGUUCAUCGACUCCGCUACCCGCCACGUUCUCCUCCGCCAGGGUGUUCUCGGAAUCAAGGUUAAGAUCAUGCGCGGCUCCGACCCCGAGGGCAAGGCCGGCCCCCAGAAGACUCUCCCUGACUCCGUUACCAUCAUCGAGCCCAAGGAGGAGCAGCCCGUUCUCCAGCCCAUGAGCCAGGACUACGGUGCCAAGGCUGUUGCCGCCCAGCAGGCUGCUGAGCAGCAGCGUCUUGCUGAGCAGCAGGCCGCUGAAGCUGAGGGUGGUGCCGAGACUUUCGCUCAGGAGUAA
Molecule: messenger RNA, 2973 nt
Organism: Penicillium soppii
Lineage: Eukaryota; Fungi; Ascomycota; Eurotiomycetes; Eurotiales; Aspergillaceae
Product: protein phosphatase
Exons: 5
Coding region: 1-2973 (990 amino acids)
Biological process (GO): dephosphorylation; translation
Cellular component (GO): small ribosomal subunit
Molecular function (GO): phosphatase activity; structural constituent of ribosome; RNA binding
Source: RefSeq, a predicted model, not a curated record